UCUGUCCGUGCCGGGCACUCCCACCGGCCCCUCCUGCCGUCCCCAGAGCCACCAUCGGGAACCAGACACGGGCAAGGAGGCACCGGGGCAGCCCCCAGCCCCGCAGCGGGCGCGGUGCCGGGCAGGGACGGAAGGAAGCGGCUGUUUCCAGCGCGGGGAGCGCCAGAACAGGCUUUUUCCAUCAGGUGCUCUGUCUCCAGCAGCAGGAGGCAAAAGAAAACAAAAGGCAGGAGAGGAGCGGGACAGGAGGAACCUGCGCGUCUGGAUCGUCUGCUCCUCUGCAUCUUCACCUUCGCCAUGGUCCUGGUUCCCGAAGCCAAGGACCAGAGCAAGGCAGCCAAGGGCAGGAGAAGGGGCCUGGCACGGGCACCAACAGCCCCCCCUGCCCUGGCCUGGGCCCCCGAUGACCCCUACACCAGCAUGGCAGAGUACGAGCACAGCAUCCAGGACAUGGUGCGCCAGCUGAGGAACGGCUCCGAGCCGGGGGACACCAAGUGCCAGGUGAACCUGAGGCUCUGGAGGUCCAACCGGAGGAGCCUGUCCCCCUGGGCCUACAGGAUAAACCACGACGCCACACGGAUCCCAGCAGACAUCCCCGAGGCGCGCUGCCUCUGCACUGGCUGCAUCAACCCCUUCACCAUGCAGGAGGACCGCAGCAUGGCCAGCAUUCCCAUCUACAGCCGCCUGCCCGUGCGCCGCCUGCUCUGCCCGCGCCCGGGCCACAGGCCCUCGGGCAAGCAGUGCCACAAGAAGUACCAGAUGGUGAUGGAGACCAUCGCCGUGGGCUGCACCUGCAUCUUCUGA
Pyrgilauda ruficollis (rufous-necked snowfinch) is the source of this 804-nucleotide messenger RNA. It is a transcript of the gene IL17B, whose product is annotated as interleukin 17B. Gene Ontology annotation, molecular function: cytokine activity. The coding region runs from base 298 to 804 and encodes 168 amino acids. Gene Ontology annotation, biological process: inflammatory response. Gene Ontology annotation, cellular component: extracellular region. The transcript is spliced from 3 exons. The record is from RefSeq and is a predicted model, not a curated record. NCBI's taxonomy places the organism in Eukaryota, Metazoa, Chordata, Aves, Passeriformes, Passeridae.